AUGAAAUUCUCCAAAACCACUCUGUCUUUUUUCUUGCUCUUCAUUUUAGUUUCUUCAUCAUAUGCGACUUCUCGCAUCACACAUCAACAACGAUUUUCAACGACAAAAUUUUCAUCAAAUCGACGAGCUGAACAGCUUAUAAGAAGCUUCAACUUAUUCCCAAAAGAUCCAGCUAAUAUACAUGGUGAAUACUCUAUUGAUGAUUUCGUCCCAGGAAAGAUCGUAGAAAAGACAUUUUCGUUUCUCGCUAGUUCUAAUGGAACUUCCGUUGAAGAUCUUGGUCACCAUGCUGGAUACUAUUCGCUUCCUCGUUCCAAAUCUGCAAGGAUGUUCUACUUUUUCUUUGAAUCAAGAAAUAGUGCUAAGGAUGCACCAGUUGUGAUAUGGUUGACCGGAGGUCCAGGUUGUGCAAGUGAAUUAGCUUUGUUUUAUGAGAAUGGACCUUUUAUAAUUAACAAUGAUUUGUCUCUUUCAUUGAAUGACUAUGGCUGGGACAAGGGAUCAAAUAUUAUUUUUGUUGAUCAACCCAUUGGGACAGGUUUUAGCUACAGUUCUGAUGAAAAUGAUAUUCCUACGGAUGGAUCUGGUGUUAGCAAUGACUUGUAUGCUUUCUUGCAGGCAUUUUUCAAGGAACACCCUGAAUUGGUUAAGAAUGAAUUUUAUAUUACUGGAGAAUCAUAUGCUGGACACUAUAUUCCAGCUCUCGCAUCCCGGGUUCACAAAGGAAACAAAAACAAAGAAGGAAUUAUUAUAAACUUCAAGGGUUUUGCUAUUGGUAAUGGAUUGACCAACCCGGAAAUUCAGUACCAAGCAUAUACUCAGUUUGCAGUUGAUAACAAACUGAUCACAAAGGAAGAUCAAGCAAAUAUCAACAAGUUGAUCCCAAAUUGUGUAGCUGCCACCAAAAAUUGUGAGAGUAAAGGUGGAGAAGGUUGUGAAACAGCCUUACAACAAUGUCAACCGAUAUUUACUAAUAUCCUAGACAUUGCUGGCAACAUUAAUUACUAUGACAUCAGAAAGAAAUGUGAAGGAGAAUUGUGUUAUGACUUCUCAAAUUUGGAGACAUUUUUAAAUAAGAAAACGGUUAGGGAUGCGUUGGGUGUUGGGGAAAUAGAGUUUGUUUCAUGCAGCAGUGCAGUGUAUAGUGCUUUGGUUCAAGAUUGGAUGAAAAACUAUGAAAAAGAUAUUCCAGCACUUCUUGAGGAUGGAAUCAAGGUUCUUAUAUAUGUUGGAGAGUUCGAUCUUAUUUGCAACUGGCUUGGGAAUUCACAAUGGGUUCAUGGCAUGAAGUGGUCGGGUCAAAAACAAUUCGGGGCCUCCAAAACAGUUCCUUUUUUGGUUGAUGGUAAAAAUGCAGGAUCAUUGAAUAGCUAUGGACCUCUCUCUUUUCUAAAGGUGAAUGAUGCUGGACAUAUGGUUCCUAUGGAUCAACCAAAAGCUUCACUUCAGAUGUUGGUUAACUGGAUAGGAGGAAACCUGAAUGGAACAAAAAUUUAA
Molecule: messenger RNA, 1497 nt
Organism: Lathyrus sativus (Indian pea)
Lineage: Eukaryota; Viridiplantae; Streptophyta; Magnoliopsida; Fabales; Fabaceae
Source: the annotation of a GenBank genome assembly